This is a messenger RNA of Athalia rosae (coleseed sawfly), 1926 nucleotides long. RefSeq lists its product as uncharacterized. The record is from RefSeq and is a predicted model, not a curated record. Lineage: Eukaryota; Metazoa; Arthropoda; Insecta; Hymenoptera; Athaliidae. The transcript is spliced from 4 exons. The coding region runs from base 1 to 1926 and encodes 641 amino acids.
AUGACUCGGGUACAAGCAGUGUCAGGUUUUACAAAAAUGUCUCUGUAUGGACGCUGUACGCAUUCAUGCGUCAAGUGCCAGAUACUGACUUUCGAGGAGUCAAGUACGAAGUGCGAACAUCGGCCGCCGCACAAGCAUGCAAGCCAGCAACAAGUGUAUUCACAGAACUUAAGCGAAGAAAGACAAAAUAUGAUGAGAGAAAAUGCCCGAUUGAGACAACGCGUGAGCACACGAAGAUCAUUGGCAUCAUACAAUCGCUUGGCAUUCCAAUAUGAUCCCACUGCGAACUACAGUGAUGAUGAAAAUUUAGAUAUUGGACCAAUGACGACUAUAUGCCGAUAUUGCAAUGCGUUAAAGUUCAAAAGAGAAACGGCUGGAUUGUGCUGCGCAAGUGGAAAAGUCAAACUGGAUCCAUUACUUAAACCACCACAGCCACUGAAAAUACAAGGACAAAUAUAUCAUUUGCAUGGUUCAAUGGUGCAAACACCAGAUGAACCGCAUCAAUUUCUGCAAAUAUAUUUCAUUUCGUCGAUGGUGGAUCAGCUGAAUGUGCGGUGCAAUAUACAGGGAACACAACAGUUAAAGAGACGAAUUAUUGAACAGUUGCAAGCAUUUUUCCACGCUAAUAAUGCUGUUGUUAAUAUGUUCAAAACAGCAUUCGAAAGAAUGCCAUCGGAUACGCACAAAUUUGUCAUAAGAGCGGAUUGUACCCCAACAGGUGAACAUGCGCGAAGAUUCAAUGCACCCACCGUUAAUGAUGUUGCUGCAAUUAUUGUUGGCGAUCAAACUAAAUCGCGAGACAUUGUCGUUCAGCAAAGAAGCAAUAUCGUGCAUCGUGUAAACGAGACACAUCGUUUGUACGAUGCGUUACAAUAUCCAAUCAUUUAUUGGCGAGGGCAAGACGGAUACGACAUCACGUUGAGGAUGGUCGAUUCAAUUACAGGCGUAUCACCGAAUGAAAAUCUAAGCGCAAUGAAUUACUAUGCGUAUCGUAUGAUGAUUCGUACACAUGAGGAGAAUGUCAUUCUGAAGUGCUGUCGGCUAUUCCAGCAAUUAGCUGUCGACAUGUAUGUGAAAGUCGAGACCGAACGUUUAGCGUUCAUCCAAUCCAAUCAGGCAAAGCUACGAUCUGAGGACUAUAUACACUUGCGUGAUGUAAUUCAUUCAGAUGGUGAUGUUCAGAAUAUUGGACGUCUGACGAUUCUCCCAUCAUCUUAUACUGGAAGCCCACGCCACAUGCACGAAUACGCUCAAGACGCUAUAACGUACGUGCGAAAUUAUGGAACUCCGGAUUUAUUUAUUACGUUCACAUGCAAUCCGAAGUGGACUGAAAUUGAACGUGAGUUGGAACCGGGACAAAAACCGCAAGAUCGCCAUGACAUAAUCGCCAAAGUAUUUCAGCAAAAACUCAAGGUUAUGACGGAUGUGCUUACUAAGUAUCGAGUUUUUGGUGACACACGUUGUUAUAUGUACUCGGUGGAAUGGCAGAAGCGUGGACUACCGCAUUCUCAUAUCCUAAUUUGGUUGCUAAACAAAUUACAUUCAAAUGAAGUGGAUGACAUCAUAUCAGCUGAAAUUCCUGAUCCAGUCGCUGAUCCCCAUCUACACGACAUUGUGACGAAACAAAUGGUGCAUGGACCGUGCGGUGCAUUAAAUCCAUUAUCGCCUUGCAUGGCUGAUGGAAAGUGCACAAAACGAAAUCCGCGACCGUUAGUUGCUGAAACAGUCACAGGGAAUGAUGGAUAUCCAGUUUAUCGUCGGCUUUCAAAAGAAGAUAAUGGUCGAACUAUUAAAGUUAAAGUUCUAAAUCAAGAGAUUGAGAUCGGAAAUGAAUUCAUUGUACCAUAUUGCCCGCUGCUAUCACGAAUUUUUGAAACACAUGCAAACGUUGAGAGUUGUCAUUCGGACAAAUCAAUCAAAUAUUAG